Messenger RNA from Bufo bufo (common toad), 3762 nucleotides. RefSeq names its product RB binding protein 8, endonuclease (gene RBBP8). The record is from RefSeq and is a predicted model, not a curated record. Bases 243 to 2786 code for a protein of 847 amino acids. Gene Ontology annotation, biological process: double-strand break repair via homologous recombination; DNA double-strand break processing involved in repair via single-strand annealing. Gene Ontology annotation, molecular function: flap-structured DNA binding; double-stranded DNA binding; single-stranded DNA binding. Lineage: Eukaryota; Metazoa; Chordata; Amphibia; Anura; Bufonidae. The transcript is spliced from 19 exons. Gene Ontology annotation, cellular component: site of double-strand break.
UUUGCACAUUGUAUAUAUUCGAGGUAUAUCUUCGCACACAUUCACACCAGCAGUAGUUGCCCCAGGAUGGUCCGGGCUACAUCCCACAUAGAGUACCUUAGCUAAGAGUGAAGAACACCACUGAUACUGAUCAUUCAUUCAACAUACUAAAAGAAGCAGCAGGUCGCCUGCAUUAUUUGCAGCAGAGGACAGAGCUAUGUGAUUGGAACCGUGUAGAAGCAAGUGAUCAACACUGUCCUAAGAUGAAUAUUUCAGGAAGCAGUUGUGGAAGUCCAAGCUCCGCUGAGAGUCUUGCUCCUGGUGACUUAUUUAAGGAACUGUGGACAAAGCUGAAAGACUGUCAUGACAAAGAGCUGCAAGAGCUUCUAAUGAAAAUUAACAAGUUGAAGACACAAAGAUGUUUGGAUGCUCAGAGACUUGAAGAGUUUUACACUAAAAACCAACAGCUAAGGGAGCAGCAGAAGGCACUCCAUGACACUAUCAAAGUCCUUGAAGACCGGUUACGGGCUGGGCUUUGUGACCGGUGUGCAGUAACAGAGGAGCACAUGCGGAAGAAGCAACUGGAAUUUGAAAAUAUCAGACAACAGAACCUAAAACUUAUCACAGAACUUAUGGAUGAGAAGAACACACUGCAGGAUGAGAACAAGAGGCUUUCCGAGCAACUUAAGCACUUGCAGAAGGCGGCUCAGUCAAUGAAAAAGAUGCCUGAAGAGGUUGUAGAAGGCGAUGUUGAUGAUGGCAUUAUCCCUGAUUCACCAGUCAAUUCCUUUCCUCUAAAUGUGGUCAGCAGGAUGCGCAGGAAAAAGUCAAACAAACAUGUGCGGUAUACAGAGCACUCCCAGGAUGAAUCCAGUACAUCAGAAUGUGCAAAUGGCUCUGGAGCAAGAAUAUUUGCAUCGACACAAGUAAAUACAGGAAAACGAGAGGCCAUCUUGGUUGCUGACACCUGUGCAUUAGAGUUAUCCCCUCUUCCUACAAAGCAGGAAGGGGGUGAUUGCACCACUGAGAAGCCAGUCUUUAAUUUAGCUGCUGUGGUAGCUGAAACCCUUGGCCUUGAAGCUCCUGUUGAAGAAUCUCAAUCCCAGAGUGUACUGACCAAUGCAGGGGUUGUUCAAGCACUUGCUAAGCACGAAGAGCACUCUCCAAGACUCAGUGAGUCAGAAUUUGCAGACAAUAUGCAGAGUGAUCUCCAUGAACUGGAAUGGGACACACAGCGGGUUUCUCCAGUGUUUGGGAUGGCCACUUCCAAAAUUGAAACCACUGGCAAAACAGAUAGUAGCACUUCUCUCCGGCCUAUUGGAGUCGGCAUAAAGUCCUCCUAUUCUAACAGGUCUUCUGUUCACGUACUGUCAAAGGCUGAAGAGGCUUCCCUGGUGACAGCACUGCGCCACAGGACAGAAAAAAACUCUGUAAUUAGCCAAUGCUUAGGUAGUAAACAGGACCGGAACCCAAGUGACUCUGUAAUUAGUGGGGUGAACACAAAUGACCACGUGGACCGUGAGAUCUAUAAGCAAACCACAAGCAGAGGUGGCAAGCGGAAAAAGGGAGAAAGUGAAGGAGAAGCAAACUGUGAAAUUGCAUCUGUUAAUAAAGAGAAUGAUUUUCCCUUAAAAAAUGACAAUGGCAUUGGAGAUAUUUCUCUUGACAAGCCCCUGGAUCUUUCAGAUAGGUUCUCAGGAUUUUGCCCUCAUGGCAAAGGGCAAGAAAAUCCUAGAAGUAAAAUGAAGCAACCUACCAUACAGGAAACCUUAAAAUCAGGUCCCAGGAGUAAGUCCUCUGUGGGGAGUUGUCAAUCCAGGGAGGAAUCCUCACAUCAAACAGCAGAUCAUAAAAAAGCAAGAAGGGGUGACUGCACUGAGCUCCGAGCACAAGAUAAUAGCCCACUCUUUGAAGAGAUGGAGGAAACUGGAGUCUAUAUUCCAAAGAGGCUAAAUAGAUCAAUGGUCAGAGGGUGCAAACACGCAUCCGUACUGCAGCCGAAUCCUCACAUUCUACAACCCGGAGACACGGAGAAAGACAUCGCUUCUGUAGAGAAUGUUCAGUGGAGCAUUGACCCCGGAGCAGACCUUUCUCAGUAUAAACUGGACAACACUGUUGUAGAUGACAAGGAUGGGUUCCACGUCAAUCCAGAGUUUGAAGACAUGGAUUACACCUAUGUCAGCGAAAGUAUGCUGUUAAAAGCAAAACAGGAGAAAGCAGAUGACAGUCCAUAUGAGGAAAAUAAAGGACACGACAGUUUUGCAGAAAUGUUUGACAAGACUGAAUGUGAUCAGUAUGUGUCAUUUGCCCGAGAACAAAGCCCUUCGCAGAGAUUGGACUUUGAGGAAGAAGCUGAUGGACCUGCUCUGUGCAAGAAAGUAUCCCUAAAUGGAAGAGGUCACCAAGGAAAAGGAGAAGCUUACCAGAAGCAGAAGGCAUACGUAGAGCCCUAUGUACAGGACGCCGAAAUGAAAAAGUCUGUACUGGAUUUCCCCCAUAUUGAGGUUGUGCGAAACAAGGAAGAGAGGAGGAAAUUGCUGGGGCACACUUGUAAAGAAUGUGAAUUGUACUAUGCAGACCUUCCAGAAGAAGAGAGAGCCAAAAAAUUGGCAGCCUGCUCCAGGCACAGAUUCCGUUACAUCCCACCUAGUACUCCAGAAAACUUCUGGGAGGUGGGCUUUCCUUCUACCCAGACUUGCAAAGAAAGAGGUUACCUAAAAGAGCAGAUGUCCCCUUGUCAGAGACCACGGAGAAGACAACCAUACAAUGCAAUUUUUUCCACAAAAGGCAAGGAACAGAAGACUUAGUUAACUCACAUUACUUUUUCUUUAAAUGUGUAGUCUCAGACUAAAGCCGUCAAGCAUGUUUUUUAUACUUGGUUUUUAGCGCUUACUAGGCACAGGCAAAUAAGGCAGUAUAUGUUUAACUGAUAUUUACACCUAAGUGCCUGAGUAGCUGUAAACCUAUUAAAGCCUGGAUACUGUACGUGCUGCAGUGCACUGGAUGGUCUAUGUGAAAUUUAGAUAUAAAGCUUCACUACUGUUAUGUCAUCCAGUUCCUGCUAAGCACACUAUUUGAUGGUGCAAAAAUUAUAUAUGGUUUAAAAAGGACCUGUCACCACAAAAUGCAGUGCAGACUGCAGGCAGCAUGUCGUACAGCAGGAGGAGCUGAGCAGAUUGAUGUAUAGUAUUGUGGAAAAUUAUUCAGUAAGACUUGUAAUUUAUAUGUUUAACCCGUUAGUGACCACUAAUAUGCUUUUUUUUUUACAGCAGUCACUAAUGGGCCAAAGGCUAGGCCGCCGCCUUUUUACAGCAGCCUACACGAAGUGCUGCAUGGGCUUACCUUUCACAUGAGUCCGUCUUCAGCUGUAAUGGCCUGGACUGGCAAAAGCACCGAUCCGGGCCGCAUAAUCUCAAUUGCAACUUCAGAAUCAAAGGGAACUCCCCUCUGUCUCCCAUCAGCACCCUGUGAAUAAGAUUGUGGGGUGCCGAUGUCUUUGCGUGGUAGCCUGGGGCCUAAUGAAGCCUCAGGCCUGCCUGCAGUGUAUGCCUAUCAGGCUGCUCCUCUACUGGUGCUUGACAGUAUAGUACGCUGUAUUGCAUAAGCUUAUAAGUAGUCAAAAGAUCCAACAAAUAAUAGUAAAAGUCCAGCUCGCCUGCAUCAGCAGUUUCAAGAGUGCACGGAUGGGAUGAGACCCAAGCAUAUGAACUUGAACGGAAAGAAAGGAAAAUCCAGCACCUUGUUUUUCUUGCUUGACGGUGUUUAUUCCACAAACCAAGUGUA